Molecule: messenger RNA, 1945 nt
Organism: Dioscorea cayenensis subsp. rotundata (Guinea yam)
Lineage: Eukaryota; Viridiplantae; Streptophyta; Magnoliopsida; Dioscoreales; Dioscoreaceae
Product: CBL-interacting serine/threonine-protein kinase 21
Biological process (GO): signal transduction; protein phosphorylation
Molecular function (GO): ATP binding; protein kinase activity
Source: RefSeq, a predicted model, not a curated record
CUCAUUCUAACUUUCUCUUCUCUUUCUCUCCAUCAUCUUCAAAUCUCAUGUAAUUAGUUUGAGCUUUCUUUAUUAAUUCUUUUAUAAUCAUCAUCAUCCAAAGUUCACAUUCUUUUUUAUCUCUUUCUUUCUUUGACCAAACAUUAGAGAUCAUAAGUUACAUAUACAUAUAUAUAUAUGUAUGUAUGUAUGUAUGUAUGUAUGUAUGUAGAUGCAUGUAACUUUUUCCUUUUUAAGGUGUAAAAACAAGAGAAGUUUAGGUUCACUGAUGUUUUAUAAUCAACAAGUGGAGAAGAAGAAGAAGGAGAAGAAGGAGAAGAGUUGAAGAGAAGAUCAAAGAUAAUUAAAGAGAUAGAAAAGAAGGAAAAAAAGGAAAAAAGAAAUGGGAUUUGCAGCAAGUGUUGGAAAGUAUCAUCUGGGAAGGACCAUUGGUGAAGGUAACUUUGCAAAGGUGAAGCUUGGGUUCAAUAUGGACACUAAUGAUAGAGUUGCCAUUAAGAUCAUUGACAAGAAGAUGGUUUUGGAUAACAAGCUCAUGGAUCAAGUGAAAAGAGAGAUUAGUACUAUGAAGCUUCUUCAUCAUCCCAAUAUAGUCAAGAUACAUGAGGUAAUUGCAACAAAGAGCAAGAUAUAUUUAGUGAUGGAGUAUGCAUCAGGAGGACAACUUUCAGAUAAGAUGUUGUAUUUGAAGAGAUUGGAAGAGAAAGAAGCAAGGAAGUAUUUCCAACAAUUAAUUGAUGCUGUGGAUUACUGUCAUAGCAAAGGUGUAUACCAUAGAGAUCUCAAGCCGGAAAAUCUAUUAUUAGAUCAAGAAGGAAAUAUCAAAGUUUCAGAUUUCGGAUUAAGUGUAUUAAAAAAGCCAGGAGACAUGUUGUCUACAUCCUGUGGGUCACCAAGUUAUGUAGCUCCUGAGGUGAUAGCACAUAACAAUUACGAAGGCGCAGCCGCGGAUAUGUGGUCUUGCGGCGUGAUUCUCUUCGAGUUGCUUGCUGGACAUCUCCCAUUUGAAGAUCGUAGUCUGACAAACUUGUAUAGAAAGAUAACAAGGGCAGAAUAUACAUGUCCAGCCUGGUUCACAGACGAACAACGAAGAUUGAUUUCCAGAAUAUUAGACCCAUUGGCAAUAAGGCGAGCAACGGUAGCAGAACUUCUGGAAGAUGAGUGGUUUCGAGUAGAUUACACACCUUCACCUGUAACAGAGAAUGAAGAGAAUGUCAACUUAGAUAUUUCUCCCGUAGUGUCCGAUAAAACAGAUGAGAUAACCGACCAAACUGUCAGAGAAAAAUCUAACAACUUCAUCAAUGCAUUUCAACUCAUUGCAAUGUCAAAUGACCUUGAUUUAUCAGGUCUUUUUGAGAAGCAGGAAAACAGUAAUCAGAAAACGAAAUUUGGCUCGACACAUUCAGUUGAUGAAACAAUAGAAAAAAUCGAGGUUGCUGCUAAAGGCGCUUGCCUGUCUGUGGAACGGAUAAAUAAUUCAAAGAUUAAACUUCAUCAAAGAAAAAAGCUAGCAAGAUGCAAAUCAUUCUUUACGGUAUCAGCAGAGGUCACUGAGGUCACACCAACAAAUUGUGUGGUAGAGAUAUCUAAAUCUGCAGGGGAACUACUAGUGUACAAUGAGUUUUGUCGAAGCCUAUCAAAUUUGCUGAAGGAAAACACUGAUGGCUCAUCAGAUUUGCAGUUGUCAGAGGCUUGUGCAGAGCAGAAUUGAAGAGUAGACCGUGAAGAAUGAAGGAAUAAGGUACUAAUGGAUACAAAGGAAACCCAUCUACUGUCAAUACCUAACAUCUCCGGACCCAAGAAGCACCAAGAUCCAGAAUUUUUGGUCCAAUGUAAAUUGCGAGUGCAACACAAUAACAUUUUUGGCAAUCACUAUGCUUGUAAAUUACAUGACAUGAUCACCUGACAAAUGUUUGAAAUAAUAAACAUCUAAAAUUUCUCACCA